Ylistrum balloti is the source of this 3153-nucleotide messenger RNA. RefSeq lists its product as uncharacterized. The transcript has 2 exons. The record is from RefSeq and is a predicted model, not a curated record. The coding region runs from base 401 to 994 and encodes 197 amino acids. NCBI's taxonomy places the organism in Eukaryota, Metazoa, Mollusca, Bivalvia, Pectinida, Pectinidae.
CAGCUGAAAGCAAAGAUUUUCCAUCGCGCAGUGUGAUAAUUAUCGGCAGCACGAGAGUCUACAGUGCUGAGCAGGGAAAUCAACGUAUUUCUGAUUGUUCCGUAAAGUCGUUCGGAGGAGCACUGCGGUUAAUAUGUGGGAUGUUCGGACAUACCUUUGUGUACUCCCUGUAAGUGCCUAGCACAUUGGUUUUGCAGAUGUAGAACGCGCUUCGUCUAUCUAUCUGCCCGACAGAGGUCGUGUGUGUUUUCGCAACAACGUAGUUUCUGUUCGAGGGAGGGGAAGUGUAGUGUGGAGGAUUUACCUAUAAAUUGUUCCUUAUACUUACAAAUAUAACGACCUUGGAAUACAAGGUGAGGACAAGUACGUCAUCCGAAGGUCAGCAAAGAGACAGGUCGGCAUGUCAUCGCCACGGGUGCACGAUCCACUCUUCCAUUUCGAGACCCAUUUCCCAGAACGACUUUCAAGACUCCAUCUAAAUCCUGAAUUUGGCCCAGUAUCACCACACAGAAAGAACAAACGUUCGCGAGCAUCUCGCCAAGGCGUGAGAUAUAAAACCCAACCUGUCACUUUUGACGAAAUAACUGAAGUUGACGAGGAAAUUACACCCAACACAGAAGCUGAGAACACAAUCGACCAACUACAGGCCUUCUCGCGCUCUAUGGAUGGACUGCUUCCAAAACUACCAGGGAAAAAGAAGAACAACAACAAUAACGAUGACACUACUUCCGGUAAAACAUUUAGCCAAUCAACAGUCGCGACACAAACCGCAGCAAAUGAAAAUCGUUUGCAAGGAAAUGACAUUACCGCUACAAAUGAUAAGGAAGAUAAAGAAAAUUGCCCUGAAUCGAAGCUUGACCCGAGUGGGCUGACCGCACUGCCACCAACAGGCCUACCAACGGGUAAACACGAUGGACGCCGGCAAAAAAUGACGGCGAAAGCAAAAAGACGUCAGAUGAUGGAGGCUGGAAAAGAUGGGACGAAAGAGUCGUGAACACAAAUAGCGGUCCACUGUUGGAUUAGAUAAGAGAGUAUUUUCGUGUUUACGUAAUGCCAUAAUAAGGCCUUGAGGUACUCUAUCUCAGUGAAUAAUAUACUAUGUCGUUAUUUUUUUUUUUCGUUGGUAUGUAAUUUAAAUGCUAACGCUGGCCUGGUUAUGCCGGGCGUGUCAAAUUGACAGUUUUGAAACAUGUGUUAUCGGAACAUCUAUGCUUAUGUCUGGCGGAUAAUUUGCACUGUUUUAUAUUCGACACUUUGCAUCCUUUACUGAAAAUUGCCAGUAUUGCUGUAAGUCAGUGGAUUAUUCUUUAUAAAGGCUGAUUUUACUGUUGUGUUAGUAGAAAAUUAGUUAUGUACAUUUGUACCUUUUCAGUGUAGACAACCCAUCACUUAAAUGAGUUCAUAUAUUUUGGUGCUAGAUAUUCCACAAACAGGUUCCGGUUUUUCAAAGGUUGGAUAGAAAUAACAAGAAGAUUGCUGAAUAAAGAUAUCUUAAAUAAAGAUAAAAAAAAACAUUAUUACCGUUUCACGGCUAUGUGAAGAGACAUGUCAGAUUGAUAUACUGUGUGUGGUAGUUUUGUCUAACCAACCUUUGAUCAUCCUUAGCCAGGCCGCUUAGUUUGAUUUGUUGUACGUUGUUUUCAUCAGGUUUUGUAUAAAGAAGUUUCUCCUGUAUUUGGUAUCAGGGAUGUGCUAUGGAUUUCACUGACACUAAAGUAGACAUUUACAAGUGAAGAAUCGUCUUGUCAAGGUUUUUUUAAGACAAGAGUACAGAUGUUAUGCCAGCAGUUACCUAGAAUGGACCUCUAUCCUGAUAUAUUUUCAUGGUUACAGUUGACAAAUUAAAUCAUUUAAGAAUAUUCCUCCAGAAAACACAGAUAUCCUUAUAUCUAUUUGGCAUGCACAGGGUUAGAUUAGGGUUUUUUUUUUCAAACCAUUGACCUCUAUUUAAUGUCACAUAAGUAAAAUAUGUUAAACAUCUUUAAGAAUUGUCCUGGUUAAUCCCGGAAGACCCAGGGAAAUGGUCCCGGCAAGAGUUAUAAUUCCUUUACAAAAUUCACAUUUUAAAAGAAAAUGGUCGUAAUUUGUUUUUUUUACAUCAUGAAGACUGGUAUUGUAUAUUCUUUUUAAUGUACAUGGGUACUUUGAACAAGGAAUCUGAAACACGUGCUGAUUAUUGUGGCUUUAAAAAAAAUCCAUGUAAGCAAUGACGGUCUUUUCGGAGCCUCUUUUGUCUGUAUCAAUCUACAAAAUGCAUCUUUCUGCAUUCUCCGUCUGUUGAUGUGAUUAUAUAUAUCCAUAGUGUAUAGGACUAAACUGAAAUUUCUCAUUUAUCUUUUGUCCGGCGUCGUCCGCCAUCAAACAUUUUCGACUUGAUCGAAUCUAAGGACUGCACGGCCCAGGAUGAAGUAAGAUUACAGAUUAUACUGUCCCUAACACGUAGGAACUUGUGAGACAGGGCCAAAAAGUGUCAAAGUCACUGAAAUGAAAAGUAAAGACAAAGAUAUGGUAGAAUUAAAUACACUUCAUGGAUGGAAGAACUGUAAUGUGAUUUUUGUGGAUUUAUAUGACUUCAGACUACCGCAUUUCGCCCGUCGGGAGGGGGAUUUUGAGGAAGUUCUGUUUUGAUUUUCAUUGUAAAAUACUUGAAUUAGAAUGUUCUAGAUACCUAUAAAUGGCAGUAGUACAGGUUUUUGACGAUUCCAGCUGAAAAUAAUAUAAUUAUAACCCUUCUCUCAUCUAAUUUUCUUGCUAUCAACACUGUUUUCAUUUGAUGACAUGCAUAAUUUGGUUCAAAAUUAUCUUAUUUUGUUAACAUUAUGAUUCUGUAAUGGAACUCUGAGCUAUAUCACAAGUAGAGCUAAGAAAACGAGGCGUUUGUGUGGAAUUGAAUUAGAAAUGACCUGGUUGUACAGUCUUGUAUAUAUCAUCUCUUGUUUACUCGUUUGGACAUCUUAUUAGUUUUAAUCGGUUUCUAUUCUAAUCAAAUGUUAUCAGUUACAGUUUAAGGAAUCAGUUUUAUGUUAAAGUUUUAUGUUUUCACUGCAUUCUCUGCAUAAUAUUCAUUGCAUUGAGUAUUUUCGUUUCGUCUUUGGCUUGAAAAAUGUCGAUGGAACUUGUAACUUAAGAAGUAAAUAAAAGGGUAAUUCAAAA